AUUCCCUCCUCCACCCUCGACUAUUAUAGAAGGUCCCCCACCUUCCUCCCGCACCUCGCGCCAGCAUUCUCACCCCUCCCUUAAUUGUUGUUUUGAGAGCACGGAAGGAACGGCGCCCAGCCCGGAGCAUCGUCCAUCAGGCCUUGUUUCCGGCAAGGGAAAAGUAAUUCCGCAGAGCAAGCAAUUGCUCUUGCGGGCUCUCGGUGACCUGUUUAGCCGUUUUCCCCCCUUCCAGGCCGCAGGUAGCCACACAGUCACACGUCGACCAAUCAUGGCGGCCCUUUACAGCGUCUUGGCGCACCGAGCAGCACGGGGAGUCUCGCGAUUUCACAAUAAGGUUGUGGGGGUAACCGUCCCUUCCGCUGACCGCCGCUUUUCGGCCGCAGCUUACAGCGAUUAUCCCGGGAAUCGGCGGACGUCUCUGCAGCAGUCUCCGCAGCAGCUGUCCGCGCGGGAGUUUCCGCAGCUGCCUCCGCUGCGGUCUCCGCAGCAGUCUCCGCAGCAGUUUCCGCCAAUGCACCUCCGCGGCGUUCAUUCCUGCGGCCGCCAAUUUUCAACUUCCGCCAUCAGCAGCGCCGGCGGAACCAUCCCGUCUCCCGGUUCCCCCGCCGCAUCCCCCUCCCCGUUGCCCACUCACGGGGAGGGGAUGGUGCUUGGGAGGGCUGCAGUCUCUGCGGCAUAUUUCACGGCGCAUUUUAUGGACGGGGGUGUGGAGGAGGUUCUGGAAUCGCGUUCCAUCCACGUGGCAGCCGCCGCCGCGUCAACUGGUGCCACGUCGUUCUGGCCGGGAACGGGCCAACUAAUCGGCACGCGCCACGCGGCAGGGAGAUUCGAUCAACAACCCUCCGCGUCUUUCGCUGCCGGCGGCCGCAGCGAGUUAAGGGAAACGGAUGUUAAAGACGACGGGGGCAGCGGCGGAGGAGAGGGGCGCGCGGACGUAAUCGAAGGCGGGGGGGGAAGCGGGGAGGCGCAAGGGCGCGCGGGGGAAUCGGGGGAAGGGUUGGGGGGGAAGAGCCACGCGCCGGAGGUGGAAUCCGCGACCAGCCUCCAUUCACAGCGCAGCAUGGCGGAACAUACUGGGGCAGUGCGGGGGGGCAUGCAGGGGGAGGGCGCGGGGGGAGGGAAGGGGGAGGCGGAAACGGGAGGAGAGGGGGGGGUAGGGGUGGGGAGGGAUGGGAGUGGGGCGAAUGGGGGAAAGAUGGGGGGAAAUGGGGGCCGAGGAGAGGGGGCGGUGUGGGUAGAUGACAUGGACGGUAAGGGGUAUGUGAGCCUAGGCCGGCCUACUAACGUGAACGGGGGAAGUGCAGAAGGAUUACUGGGGGAUCUUGCACACGUGGCACCAAUGGAUAGGCUGGACUCUGCCAGGCUGGCAGAACCCGAGCCUGACGCUGCCGCAGCCCCGGACACGGAACCCACCACUGCCGCUGCUGCGCCAGAUGAACAAGCCAGCUGUCCGCAUGCCGCGACGGGUUUGGUCGGCGCGGACGGGGGGAAGGUGGUGAACGCGAUGGGGAUGAGAGUGAGAGUUAAAGCCGAGGCGGAGCAGACGGGGGGGAGUUACAGUGUGAUGGAGUAUGAGGUGCUGGCAGGGGAGGGGUCAGAGGAGCACAUUCACACGCGCGAGCACGAGGCGUGGUUUCUGCUGGAUGGACAGAUGACGUGGACCAUUGAGCAAGAGACCUAUCAAGCCACCCAGGGCAGUUUCAUGCACAUGCCGCUGGGCCGCGCACACUCCUUCCGCAACGACUCGGGCCAGCCUGCCCGCAUGCUGGUGGUGUGCAUGCCGGGCGGGCUCGAGAAAUACUUUCUUGAAAUUGGCGAGCACGAAGCAGCGGCUGGUACUGCAUCAGUAGAUGGUGCGUCAGGUGUGGAUUCUGGUGGUGGUGGUGCAUCACGUGGAGUGCAGAAGCCAGUUGUAAACCAGGACAAGCUCCAGCAUGCGAUAAAAAAGGCCAUGCUGUACGGGCUUGUUUACCCCAAGGGAGCAGCGGCUUAGUGAGGCAUCUUGUGUUGAUGGUGUUGGGGGGUGAGGGAGGGUAUGUGUGGGGAGCAGCAGCAGCCUGUUUUGAACCAGAAUGCGCUGCAGCAUGCGGUGAAGCAUGCAAUGAAGCAUGCGGGGUGAAGCAGGCGCAGUAGCAGGCCAUGCUGUACGGGCUUGUUUACCCCAAAGGAGCAGCUGCCUAGAGAGGCAUCCUGUAUAGUGAGCUGUGCUAGCCUGUUUCUUGGGGGCUUGGCUGUGGUAUAUGGUGGCUGUAAAUAAGGGCGUGCUCAUUGGCCUUGUGUGCGCCAAAGCUGCAGUUGCCUUAUGGGCAUCUGGCGUGGAGAAUGGACACUGGUUGGUUGUGUUGUGGAUGUUCCAGAUUUGCUUAUUUGUAGCCCCCUGGGAACACGAAAUAAGAGCUGCCCGUGACUUCUAGUGCAGUGUAGUAACCU
Molecule: messenger RNA, 2433 nt
Organism: Closterium sp. NIES-67
Lineage: Eukaryota; Viridiplantae; Streptophyta; Zygnematophyceae; Desmidiales; Closteriaceae
Source: the annotation of a GenBank genome assembly